AUGGCGCCACCUGCUCAAGGCCUUGCCGUAUAUAAGAAAAAAGAUGGAACCUUAAGUAUAUCCCAAGACGGAAAGUCCAUUCACUGGGUACCUCUGAGGCCCGAUGGAGGAGCUGUCGUGAAUAUUGCUGUAGCGGAAAUUACCAAUCUGCAGCAAACGCCAGAGACCGCUGCAAAGGUAAUGCUGAAAAUAUUUGAGAAGUCAGCAAAUGCCCCGGAAUCAGUGACUCAUCUUUUCCAUUUUAACUCCCCUGCAAAUCCACGUGGGGAAGCGAAUGCCGUCAAAGAUGCCCUGACAAUUUUGAUCAGCGCAUUGAAAGCCGCUGAUGCAAAUGUGCCCAAAGCCAAUGGUUCGGGGCCCGCUUUGGAGUCUGCUUCGGCAGCUAUGGCAAUGGCCAGCGCUGUAACGUCGAAGUCUAAUUCUGGAAAUGCUAGAUUUUAUGAUGAUGCUCAUUUGAAAACGGACAUUGAGCUGCAACAAUCUCUCAUGAAGAAGGAUCCAGCAUUGCAGCGAACUUAUAUGGAAUCAAGGCGGACCAAACCAGACACGAUAUCAGACUCCCAAUUUAAUUCUCAGUUCUGGUCUGCGCGAACGAAUCUGUUGCGAGCUCAUGCUGUUGAAUCGAGCCAAAAGAGGGGUGCUUACAAUGUCCUUUCUACCGUGAAACCACGCCAAGUCGAUGGAGAGUUGAAGAUGAAUAUCAGUGCGGAGCAAGUACAACUAAUCUUCAGCCAACAUCCACUGGUUAAGAAGAUCUACGAUGAAAACGUUCCUAAACUCAAUGAGAUGGACUUUUGGUCAAGAUUUUUCCUUAGUCGCCUAUUCAAAAAACUCAAGGGAGAGCGCAUCAGUGAACAUAACAGUCUUGACCCAACUUUUGAUAGGUACUUAAAUACCAAUAUCGAUGAUGGACUCGACCAAAGGUUGCUCUCAACUCAUAUUCCUCAUAUUAUCGAUCUUGGGGGCAAUGAACAGAAUCAAGGGGGUAUAAAAGCAGGCAAUCGAAAAGACUUCACCAUGCGUCCGGAAGCGACAGGCAAAGUACCAAUCGUUCGAACCUUGAAUAGCUUGAGCGAGAAAAUCAUGGCCCAUGUUGCUCCAUCUGACAUAGACCCUGCAGACCCUAUUGGCAUGGAUGAAGAAACUUUCAAUUCUUUAGCAUUGAGGGAUCUCCAAGGCGACGCAGAAGAGAAUCGGAUUAUGCUCAAUAUCAAAGAACAGAGCCAAUUCCUAUCUAGUGAAAAGUCUGCUAUAUCCGAAGAAGCCGCGCUUUAUGCAAAGCAAAUACCCUCUGAUGUCUUGCUCGGGCUACAAUCUGAUCUCGAUCCCACAUUGAUGAAUACUGACUCCGCUGGUGGCUUAGACCUGCGAACAGCUAUUGGGGUAAAUGAAGAAAGCGAUAGCGAGGAGGAGGAAGAACAAAAGACUCCCCACGUCGGAAGUAAAAGUAGCCUUAUCGAUGCCCAAAUACAAAUCUUUGAAGGAAUUGUAGCACGGCGGACAGAGAUGGAUGGAUCUAAUACCACAUCUGCGCUAGCAGGUCUAUCGCAGAAGCUUUUUGAUAGAUUGGCGCUGACGCAUGCUACCACCGUUGAGUUCCUUCAUCAUUUCUGGCUUAUCUUUCUCUCGGGAGAUCCUGAUCGAGCAGGUGAGCUUGCAAAAAUGGUCGAAACACUUGACAGAGCCAUGGAUCGGAUCAAUGCCGUCGCAGCUGAUGCUGAGCGUGAAAGAGUUGAAAUUAUCGAGAGGCAGAAGGCGCAUUUGAGAGAUGUUUGGGAGAAGACCGGAAAGAAAAUCAAGUGGAAUCCUGAAUCAGUUGGUGGAGGCUCAAAAGUAGUCGGAGAAAUGAUGCAACCUACCAUCAAAACUUUAGAGAAGGCAUCAAGGGAGUAUCGAAAGGCCCUGGCGGCCGAAGGUGCUGACGUAUCUUAA
Messenger RNA from Sclerotinia sclerotiorum 1980 UF-70, 1932 nucleotides. RefSeq lists its product as hypothetical. Gene Ontology annotation, biological process: transcription by RNA polymerase II; nucleotide-excision repair; transcription by RNA polymerase I. The transcript is spliced from 2 exons. The record is from RefSeq and is a predicted model, not a curated record. Gene Ontology annotation, cellular component: transcription factor TFIIH holo complex; transcription factor TFIIH core complex. The coding region runs from base 1 to 1932 and encodes 643 amino acids. NCBI's taxonomy places the organism in Eukaryota, Fungi, Ascomycota, Leotiomycetes, Helotiales, Sclerotiniaceae.